AUGGAAUCUUCUAAAUUAAAGAAGUAUGAUGAUUUCAUCGAAGCAUAUAAUAACCUCUACCACAUCCAGUCAGAUGAAUCUGUGGAAGAAUCUUUUAAUCUGAUAACAACAAUUUUAAUUUCGAAGUAUCAAUUGGAUCUAUAUGCUCUUAUUAUGAGUCUUUUCGUAGCAGUCAAGUGCAAUUACCGCUCAGCCAAGCUUUACGCCAAAAUUCUCAACCAAAUUUGCGCAAAAUAUUCAAUUACUUCUUUACCAUUUAAAUCUUUAAAAACAGAAGCAUUAAGUGUCAAUUUAAAUAUUAAUUCCAGUGAUAUAAUUCAAUUUGAAUUAGACACCAAGCGCUUUCCAAAAGAAAAUGAAAUCGGUUUCAUAAUUAUGCAUGAUAAAAUAGAUAAGUUCAAGACAUUUGUUGCAGAAAAGUCAAUUAAAAAGAUCAGAAUCUCUAUUCCUUGCCAUUUUGAAAUGUUGUCUAUUGAAGCUUGCUGCUACUAUGGAUCUGUCAACAUUUUUUCUUUCCUUGUUUCGAGCAUGAAUAUUCCAAUUUCAGAAAAAUGUCUAGAACUUGCAUUUAUUGGUGGAAAUACAGAUAUCAUCAAUGAGUGCAUGAAAAGUCGAAAGGUAGACUAUAAUUGCUAUUACAACAUUAUCCAAUCACAUAACGACAGUUUUCUUGAUUUUGUUUUUGAAAGAAAUCUCUUUGAACCAAAAAAUAUAAAUUCCAAAACGUUAAUUCAAUCACAAAAUUUGAAAUUUGUUUUUCUUCAGUUCAAGAAAAAUAAAAAUUCAAUUAUUCCAUGA
Trichomonas vaginalis G3 is the source of this 798-nucleotide messenger RNA. Its product is annotated as spectrin binding. The coding region runs from base 1 to 798 and encodes 265 amino acids. The record is from RefSeq and is a predicted model, not a curated record. NCBI's taxonomy places the organism in Eukaryota, Parabasalia, Trichomonadida, Trichomonadidae. The transcript has a single exon.